Musa acuminata subsp. malaccensis (wild Malaysian banana) is the source of this 1236-nucleotide messenger RNA. Its product is annotated as acidic endochitinase. Gene Ontology annotation, molecular function: chitinase activity. Gene Ontology annotation, cellular component: extracellular region. Gene Ontology annotation, biological process: carbohydrate metabolic process. The record is from RefSeq and is a predicted model, not a curated record. NCBI's taxonomy places the organism in Eukaryota, Viridiplantae, Streptophyta, Magnoliopsida, Zingiberales, Musaceae.
UGUCACCAAUACUACUAAUCAUUUAUCAGCUGAAGUCUCAUUGGAGGCUAUUUUGCCGACAAACCACACCAAAAGACACUACCGUCGAUGAUCCACAAGCGCACACACCACCAGCCAUCGGCCCAUUUAAAGCCGCCGAGCCAACCCGCGUUGUACAACACACAGCCACCGAAGCUUCCGUUUGUAGCCUCAUGGCGGCGAUCCGAUCACCGGCCACACCACUUCUCCUCGCUUGCUCCAUGCUCGCCUUCGUCGGAAGUCUCCACGCCGGAAGCAUCGCCAUCUACUGGGGGCAGAACGGCAACGAGGCAACCCUGGCCGAGACCUGCGCCUCCGGGAACUACAAGUUCGUCAACAUCGCCUUCCUCCCCACCUUCGGCAACGGUCAGACUCCCAUGAUCAACCUCGCCGGCCACUGCGACCCCUACUCCAACGGCUGCACCGGGCUGAGCCGGGACAUCGCCGCCUGCCAGCGCGCCGGCAUCAAGGUGCUGCUCUCCAUCGGCGGCGGCGUCGGGAGCUAUUACCUCUCCUCCCGCGAGGACGCCAGGCGGGUCGCCACCUACAUCUGGAGCAACUUCCUCGGCGGUUCCUCGUCGUCCCCUCGGCCGCUCGGGGACGUCGUCCUGGACGGCGUCGACUUCGACAUCGAGGGCGGCACCGACAAGCACUGGGACGAGCUCGCCGGGUUCCUCAAGGCCUACAGCAACAGAGGCAAGAAGGUGUACCUGAGUGCAGCACCGCAGUGCCCUUUCCCCGACGCAUGGAUCGGCGAAGCCCUCACGACCGGCCUCUUCGACUUCGUGUGGGUUCAGUUCUACAACAACCCACAGUGCCAGUACAGCUCCGGCAACACCAAAAACAUGGCGGACGCAUGGAAGCAGUGGACCGCCAUCCAUGCAACGAAGGUCUUCCUUGGGCUUCCUGCUGCUCCUCAGGCAGCCGGUAGUGGCUUCAUUCCGGCUGAGGAGCUCAUAUCGCACGUACUGCCGAUCGUGAAGAGGUCCGACAAGUACGGAGGCAUCAUGCUGUGGUCUAAGUACUACGAUGAACUCACUGGGUAUAGCUCAAAGGUUAAGCACUACGUGUGAUGUGCAGUGACCUGUGUGUCACUCACCACCUACCUAUCUAUCUAUGUUGCGUGUGUGUGUCUCUCUAUAUCACAUCCUAUAUAAGCAUCCAUGUGAAGGUAUUGCGUAAUGUUAUGAUACUUUCGACAUCUGUUGUAUCCUUUUA